GGGCUAGCACUGACGUGUCUCUCAGCGAAGGUGCUGUGCUCCGGAGCGAGCGCCGUCUCCUCACUCGGAGCGGAGCAAAGCCGAAGCGGGACCCGGAGCGCGAGCAGCCGCCGCCAUGGCGAUCAAAUUUCUGGAAGUCAUCAAGCCCUUCUGUGUCAUCCUGCCGGAAAUUCAGAAACCCGAGCGAAAGAUUCAGUUUAAAGAGAAAGUGCUAUGGACAGCCAUCACCCUCUUUAUCUUCUUAGUAUGCUGCCAGAUUCCCCUGUUCGGUAUCAUGUCUUCAGACUCAGCUGACCCUUUCUACUGGAUGAGAGUGAUUCUAGCCUCUAACAGGGGCACACUGAUGGAGCUGGGGAUCUCUCCCAUUGUCACCUCUGGCCUGAUCAUGCAGCUCUUGGCUGGAGCCAAGAUCAUUGAAGUCGGUGAUACCCCAAAAGACCGAGCUCUCUUCAAUGGUGCCCAAAAGCUAUUCGGCAUGAUCAUCACCAUUGGCCAGUCCAUCGUGUACGUGAUGACGGGGAUGUACGGGGACCCCUCUGAGAUGGGCGCCGGCAUCUGCCUGCUCAUCACCAUCCAGCUCUUCGUUGCUGGUUUAAUUGUCCUACUUUUGGAUGAACUCCUGCAAAAGGGGUAUGGCCUGGGCUCUGGCAUCUCCCUCUUCAUCGCCACCAACAUCUGUGAGACCAUCGUCUGGAAGGCCUUCAGUCCCACCACUGUCAACACUGGCCGAGGCAUGGAGUUCGAAGGCGCCAUCAUCGCACUCUUCCACCUGUUGGCCACACGCACGGACAAAGUCCGAGCCCUGCGCGAGGCCUUCUACCGCCAGAACCUCCCCAACCUCAUGAACUUGAUCGCCACUAUCUUCGUCUUCGCUGUGGUCAUCUACUUCCAGGGCUUCCGGGUGGACCUGCCCAUCAAGUCUGCGCGCUACCGAGGCCAGUAUAACACCUACCCGAUCAAGCUCUUCUACACCUCCAACAUCCCCAUCAUCCUGCAGUCCGCCCUGGUGUCCAACCUCUACGUCAUCUCGCAGAUGUUGUCAGCACGCUUCAGCGGCAACCUGCUUGUCAGCCUGCUGGGCACCUGGUCUGACACAUCCUCCGGAGGCCCGGCACGUGCGUACCCAGUUGGUGGCCUGUGCUACUACCUGUCCCCUCCAGAGUCGUUCGGCUCGGUGUUGGAGGACCCGGUCCAUGCAGUGGUGUACAUCGUGUUCAUGCUGGGCUCCUGCGCCUUCUUCUCCAAGACCUGGAUCGAGGUCUCAGGCUCCUCUGCGAAAGACGUUGCAAAGCAGCUGAAGGAGCAGCAGAUGGUGAUGCGAGGCCACCGUGAGACAUCCAUGGUCCAUGAGCUCAACCGGUACAUCCCCACCGCUGCAGCCUUCGGCGGGCUCUGCAUCGGGGCCCUCUCAGUCCUGGCUGACUUCCUGGGCGCCAUCGGGUCUGGAACUGGGAUCCUGCUGGCGGUGACCAUCAUCUACCAGUACUUUGAAAUCUUCGUGAAGGAGCAGAGCGAGGUUGGCAGCAUGGGCGCACUUCUGUUCUGAGCAGGCGGCCGGGAGCCACCCGAAGGAGCCCUGCUGCAGAAUACUGCCGUGGCAUAUGGACUUGUGUUUAAUGAUGGGUUUUUAAUUUCGUGUUUUUUCAUUCCACGUGUAAAGUACUAGAAAUUUUCCAGUUUGAAAUUUUGCUUUUAGUUUCCCAGCACUGGCAAAAAACUAGAAGGAAGUGUUCGUCAGCUGGCCACCAGAGUUGGGGUGGUAAGCAGCUGUCCCCAAGUGUCCGCAUCACUUGUCUGAACCCUCAAGGCUGCAGGGGUCCCCACUGUCCCCCACGUGGGUGGGCAGUGCCCCACUCUGGUUGGAAGCACAAACACUGAAACCCCUUCAGGCAACGCUGGAGCAGCACACGUGGCCUCGGGGGCCGUGGUCGGAGCCCCAGCUUCUCCCUCACUGUCCCCCCGGGAGAGUCUGGCUUAAGACUUCUGCUAGAGACUCCGCUGUUCUCUUUCUACAGCAGAGUCUUAAGGCAGAGCGUCUCCUCGGGGACACGUUCCCCAGAACUCACUGCACGCACCGUGGAUCAUUCCGGACAGGCUGCCCGGCCCGGUGCUGCCUGUCAUCCUUGGGCCAUCUCCUUGUGGCUGUGCUCACUCUUCCCUCAGUCCCCAGAGAGGGGGUCCCUUAUAGCCACCGCUAGACACAGAAGGGAGAGGCUCAUGUUCCACUUCCACCUCCCACUUGUGUUUCAGAAUCUCCUAGGGCCCAGAUGCACGCAAGCAGGUGACCAGACCCCACCAGCCUCGUCCUGGCCUUCACCAGGGCCAUGAGCGGGACCAGCAUGCAGGCAGGGGUCAGAGUCCAGGCGGUGGGCUCUCGGGGGACAUGGCUGCAGUUUGAGACAGUCGUGUCUGAAGCCCGCUUGCCUGGGAGGACAGGCGAUGAGGAUGACAGGGCAAAGCCUCCCCGCCUCAGGGAGGCCCUCUCAGGAUGGGAAAGGCCCUGGGCUGACUUUAGCCACAGGUGGGACCAGGGCGUCUGGCCCAGGCGCACAGCACCCUCUCGGGCUUUGUCCUGACCGAGACCUCGCUGGCAGUGCUGAGCGGUCCAGCGCGGGCCGGGGUGGGCAGGGCAGGGCAGGCCCCUCCCAGAAGCCAGGGCUCCCACCAGUGGCGUCGAACCUACCACACUUGCAUAACUGAAAGCUCUGAGAGGUUCGCCUCACUGGCUCACACCAUAUCACACGUGGCCUUGUCAGACCCAGUCCUGAGCAGCUGCCCCUGUGCCCUGUGCCACCGCAGCCACGGCCGGGCUCUCCCUGCGGUUGGCGGCCAUGGGGUGGCUGGGGGCUGAUCCUGGCCUCCAGGGGACUGUCACUGUGGACGCCAAAAUGGCACAACAGAUACAGUGAAUAUGUGAUGAAUAAAGCCAACUUUUUACAAGC
Molecule: messenger RNA, 2942 nt
Organism: Chinchilla lanigera (long-tailed chinchilla)
Lineage: Eukaryota; Metazoa; Chordata; Mammalia; Rodentia; Chinchillidae
Gene: Sec61a1
Product: Sec61 translocon alpha 1 subunit
Exons: 12
Coding region: 116-1546 (476 amino acids)
Biological process (GO): post-translational protein targeting to membrane, translocation; SRP-dependent cotranslational protein targeting to membrane, translocation
Cellular component (GO): Sec61 translocon complex; membrane
Molecular function (GO): ribosome binding; transmembrane protein transporter activity; signal sequence receptor activity
Source: RefSeq, a predicted model, not a curated record